GGGGGGGGUGGUGGUGUGUGGUGACCCCCUCCGGCAGCCCCCUCCCCCCAGUAAAGGACACCAUGGAGCAAAGAGGGAGGAGGAUGGAGCUGCCUCCCCCCCUCCCCUGAAGCCCCCUCAUCCGCUCCAUUAUCGCCACAGACCCCGAGGCGGCAGCAACAACAAGGAGUAUUUAUUUUGCCACAAAAGUUUCCAAAGCAGUUUACACAGAGACAUGAUAGAGGCAUAAGAUGGCUCCCCUGUCUCCAAAGGGCUCACACUCUAAAAGAGAAACAGAAAGGUAGAGACCAGCCACAGUCACUGGAGGAAUGGUGUGCUGGGGCUGGAGAGGGCCAGUUGCUCUCCCCCUGCUCAAUCAAGAGAAUCGCCCCUGUCACCAUUGUUUAAAAGGUGCCUCUUUGCCCAGUGAACAGGGGUAGCAACCCUCCUCUGGAAUUGGGCUGGAUAUCAUCUGAUAUAGGAGAGCCCACUCCUGUCAUCUCUCUCUCUCAUUCAAGUCAUUAUAUUACAUUAUAUUAAUAGCCCACUUUGCCUUCCAGAAGCCCAUGUGACUUGACUAUCUAUCUAUCUAUCUAUCUAUCUAUCUAUCUAUCUAUCUAUCUAUCUAUCUAUCUAUCCAUCUAUCCAGAAUGAUAUAUUCAUAUCUGGUAACUUUGCCUUCCACAAGCCCAGACUAUCUACAAAUCCAUGUAUCCAUCCAGAAGCCAUAAUAUUAUAUUAGUAGUCUGCUUUGCCUUCCAGAAGCCUGUGUUGUAUCAUAUAUUAUUCAAGAUUGAGUAUAUCAUAUAUUUAUAUUUUUAAACCUUUUAAUAUCCCACUUUGCCUUCCAGAAACCCAGGGUGAUCAUCACAACAACCCUGCGAGGGAGGAGGUGGCCCAGAGGCACCCAGGGAGUUCCAUGGCCGGAUGGGCAUUUGGACCUAGGUCUCUCUCCGGGCUGUCAGAGCUGGUUCUGGGGCUGCUGUGAGGCGCCUGUCCCUUUCCUAAUGGCACAGCAGCAAGGAGGCAGGAGUUCCUCCCCACCUUGGCCUCCCUUUGGAGGAGCUGCCCUUGGGGCUGGGAGUCUCCAGGAUGGGAGGUUUUACUGGCUUGGUGGUCUUGUGAAGAACUAGCUUCACUCAGGGUUGGCAGCCUGCUCUGCUUGUGGGCUUCUGCAGGGAACCAGCCCCUAUUUUGCCUUUGGGGGAGGCAUGGUGGGGGGUGCUUUUUAAAAUGUUAGCAUCCCCACAGGCACACUCUGGUUAUUCACCUUCAAGCUCCCAGGUCUGGAGAAGUUAAGUCUCAGUGGGGGGCGGGCAGAGCACAUGCAUGCAAAAGGCCCUCAUCAUGCAAGACAAACAUACUCACUCAUGGCUUCUUUUCAACCCCCCCCCCCAAAACCCAACACAACUGUUGGACUUUGUUCCUGUGCCUUCAUUUCUUCUACCCUCCUUGUUCUGAGGACUUCACUGUGGUGCCUGUUCUGUGCUAUCAUUGUUUAUAUAUGCAUUUUUGUUUAGGAUUCCAAAUUGAGACACAAGUUUCCUUAGCUAUACCAGUACAUCGUCAACAUGUCAGUUUCACAGUGGCAGUCAAUUGCAUGUGUAUGUUGUUAUUUUGGUAGUAUAUUUUUGCCAAUCGUGUUUAUUGAGGAGUUGUUAUUAGUCACAAUCACACCCUGUUUUGUUUUGCUUUAUCUUUAAAUGCUUUUUAUUGUAGCACAAGCUGUCCUGAAUCGGAGCUCACUUUAUUGGUUGAAUGAAAUGUUUAUCCUCAAUUGGCAGGUGUGGAAGUGUGUCUACAAAGGAGAGGCUGCUUAACAGGAAGAGCAGUCUGACGUGGGACUAUAGCUCCUCUUCAGACAGGCAAAAAACCCAACCCAAGAUUUUCCUGCAAGCACAGAGAGGUCUCAUGCUGCCACCUGACCCUUGCCAUGCUGAUGGCGUUUGUCUGAAGAGGCACACACUAAGUUUGGGUUGGCUUCCCAUCCGCUGGAUCUGUCAGGCGUCUCGGCUCUGCCCUGAGUUAAUCAUCCAUCGUCUCGUAUUAUCAAUCUACCUUUCCGUUGCUAGAGGAGGCUGCCCUUCAGAAUAUCAGCCAGCAAGACCCAGCCUGGGAGGAGUUGCCUUCCAGUCAACUCUGGCCAACUGGGUGGAGGAAGGCGGGAUGGGGGGGGGAGUGGUGUGGGGCUGGUGGCACCAGAGAGGAGUCUUUCUUUCUUGAGUUACCUAGCAACCAUAAUGCUGUUGCUUUGGUUACCCAGGCUGAGAAGUAAAGUCCUACAUAGGAGUUCUUUUUUAACCCAGAGCAACAAUCAAGCUCCGAGACAGGUAACUCGGGCAGCAACAGGUAGAAAUCCUCCCCAUCCCACCUUUCUGCAGCUUGUAAGGGUGAAGGGAAGGAGCAAAAUAGGACUGUGUUUGCUUUGCUCUCACACACUUGAGUAGUGUUAACUUUCUGCUCCCUCUAAAAGUCUGUGAACUUGGUGCAACCAUCCAGCAAGGGUGACAAGUCAGAUUUGAGAGGAAAGAGUUGGGGAAGAAGAUGGGGACAAAAUCUGACAGGACAACAAGCUAGGAGGAGAAAGAGAACUUAGAGGGGAAGUAAGUAAGUUUGUAGGAGCAAACACGGGGGGUGGGGUGUCACGGUGAUUUGGGGUAGAGUUUGGGGGCAGAGGUGAUUUAAAAGAAGGAAGUUAGUGACAAAAGCUUGAGAGAGGAACAAGCAAAUGGCUGCUUUGGGCAGAAUUUUGGCAAGUGAAACCAGCCUGGGGAGAAGCUGUACCUGGGAUAUGAGGGCAUGAAACUGGCAUGGGCAGUGAGCAUACACAGAACAGAGCUGGGGAAACCAUUUCUUUGAAACUGGAGGGCUUGAGAGAUGUUGAAUCUAGAAACCAGCUCUGUGGGAUUUGAGAUUGAAUGUGAGUCCUCCUGCAAUGAUCUCCCUCAACCAGUGUGCUUCCAGGUGGUUACAGCAAAAGUCUGAGCCAAGAAUUUAUUGGAAGAAGAAUAUUAAUUGAAUUGGUACAUUUGAAGCAGUUAAUAACAAUCGGAGACAAGGGAAAGUACAUCAUGAAGCCCAGAUCUUGUGCCCCGAUUGUGAGGGUACAGAAUGAGUCUAUCUAUAACAUGAGCCAUUCCAAGCAAAUACCAGAGUUACCACCUUUGCCAGAGUCCAGUGUAGUAGAGCCUUCUGAGCUGUAUCAGCUGAUCCAGAAGAGCAGCCAUUUCCCCUCUCUGAUGCAAAGAGCAUCCUGGACAUUGGCCGCUCCGUUUAAAGAGCAGCCCUACUUCCGAAGCCCGAGCGACUCCAUUGCCAACAACUACACGCUGACGGCCCGUGACCUGAAGUUGAAAGAUCUGCAGAAGAUGAUGGCGGCAGCUGCAAAGGCAAAAAAAGCAAAACAGAGGGCAGAAUCGCCACCUCCAAAAGAAUAUGCACCUUCUGAGAAGAAGCUGAAACUCUCGCCAAGAAGCACUGGUGAACCUGACAGAGCUGCAGUGGUUCCUCAGGUGUCCAUUUUAGAAGUCGAUGUGUUACAGACUCCUCCACGCUCAGAAUUAGAAGUUAUUCAUUAUUCUGAUAUCCAGCCUCUGACUCCAGAACAACAAUUUGUUGUGAUGUACCAACAUGAGGAGGAGAUAAACAAAUAUGAACUGCCACCCACAAGUGCUGAUCUAGAGAGAUAUUGUUACUACAUUCAUAGAGGCAUCCGGAAAGACAUGCUGGCCCCACAAGACAAAGAAGUGAUGGAGAGCAUUUUGAAGCACCUCUCGAGUCAUUUUCUUAUCAACCCAAACCUGGAGGACCUGCUGAAAAGUUUAACCCAAGAGAUUCAGAAUGAUUAUCACAUCUGGCUCAUGAAAGAUAUUGUUGAUUACAUCUUGAAGGAUCCAGAGGAGAGAAAAAGACUCUUUAUACACAGCCUCCCACGGCCUUUCCCAAAAAGAGUGAUCCGUGCACCAGUCCCCUGGCACCAGAUCUACCAAGAAGCGAGAGCCUGGAAUGAAAGUCACCUCUUCACGGUGAAUCCCAUGAUGCUUACUUUGCAAGAAAUUUGGUUUUCAGAGUUUAGUGGACUGAGGUUUGUUCGCACCAAGGACAUCCUUGCAGGUGACUUGCCAUUACUGCCUGGCGAAUUUGAAGAUUUGAUCCACAGACACUGCCUGGAAGCUCGUGAUAUUCUUCAGAACAGGUGGAUUCCCACAUGUGCUGAGCUCUUUAUUGAUCAGAAGGAAAAGUGGCUUCAUUUCGCUCCCCAGAGUGACUUGGACUCUUCCCAGCCAAUAGAGGAAUAUUUUGCUUCGGUAGCAAUGCUCAUGUCAUUACAGCUACGGGAGAUGGUCAUCAAUUCAUUGGAAGACCUCCUAUCUUUUUUCAAGAUACAUGAGAAUGGAAAUGACUUUGGAGAAAUCUAUCAUGAAAUGCAAUUCUUUAUACCACAAAUACUGGUCCUCAAACUGGACGUGGAGGACCCCACCAUUAUAUUUGAGCCACAUAUGAAAGACUGUUGGGAUUUAAUCUACCGCUGCUUCAUGGAGAUCCUCAAGAAUUCCGAGGGACUUCCAAAGGUACAAGUUAAACUUUUCCCGGAAUUAAAAGGAGAAGACCUUGUUCUUCGUACUGUCCAAGCAGACGAAUCUUUGGUUUCAGAUUAUGUGGUCAGAACGGCUGAGAUAUUUGAUCGCAAUAUUGUUGGCCCACAGAAGUACUUAAACGUGUACAGAAAAUACAAUGAUCUCUUGAACAAGAAUGCCGAACAAGACGUGACUGACUUUUUAAGCAAAAGGCAUGAUCUGGAUGACUUUGUGGAGAAGAUUGAUGGCUUGACAAAGCUGAAGAGAGAAAUUGCUUCCCUGCAUGUCACGGUCCCUUUGGCAAUGUUCUGCCUUGACGCAUUAAAGUUGAAUGAGGAGCUUUGCUCUCGGACUCAGAAGCUGAAGGACCGGCUGAUUCAGUUUGAAGUAGACGAAAACAGGGAGGCAAACCAGAGCAUCUGCAACCAGUACAGCAUAAUAGCCGACAAAGUCAGUGAGAUGCCUUUGACCACGGAGGAGCUGGUGGAGCUCACAGCCUACCUGAAAAAAGCCAGCGAAGUGACCGUGUUUAAGCUGCGGCGUGAAAUCCGAGAGGCCAUCUACAGACUAGAAUUCCUGCUGUCUUACGCUGAUCUCCCUCGUGAAGAUAUUACUCUGAACAGCACAGUUCUCUAUUGGCCAGAUGAGAUCGAGGUCAUUUUUGACACCAGUAGGCUCCAGCUGAUGAACAGAAGGGAUCAAGUAGAGCUCUCGCUGAUCAAAAGGUGCUCUGAAUUUGAGGUUGUCCUUGAAGGUUAUAACAAAGAGGUUGAAAGUUUCCGAAAGAAGGAGGUCAUGACCAUAGAAGAAAUGAAGAAUAACGUCGAAAAAUUUAAUGAGUUGUCCAAGAAUUUGGACAAUGCUUUAGCCGAAUAUGAAGCUAUUAAUAAGGAAGAGGAGCUUCUUGAGCGAGAGAAGAGUCAGUUUCCGCUAUUGCAGACGAUCAUUUCACACAAGCAGCCCUUUGAGCAGCUUUGGGUGACUGCUUAUAAUUUCCAUGUGAAGUCGGAGGAAUGGAUGAAUGGACCUAUCCUACAGCUGAACGCUGAAGAAAUCACGGAGGAAGUGGGCAAUAUGUGGAGGACCAUGUAUAAACUGACCAAAACCCUUUCAGACCUACCUGGACCUAAACGCUUAGCGGAGAAUGUGAAAUUUAAAAUAGACAAGUUUAAGCAACACCUCCCUGUCCUCUCGAUUGCCUGCAACCGUGGGAUGAAGGACAGACACUGGGAACAGAUCAGUGAUAUCGUUGGCUACGAGAUAAGACCCGAUGAAACUACUUGUCUCCUAAACAUGCUAGAAUUUGGGCUGUCAAAAUAUAUUGAAAAACUUGAGCCUAUUGGAGCAGCAGCUAGCAAGGAGUAUUCCUUGGAGAAAAACAUGGAGAAAAUGAAGUCGGAAUGGGCCAAUAUCUGCUUCACCUUUGUCAAGUACAGGGAAACGGACACCAGCAUUCUGUCAGCAAUUGAUGACAUCCAACUUCUGCUUGAUGAUCACAUUGUCAAGACUCAGACCAUGUGUGGUUCUCCGUUUAUCAAACCCAUAGAAAACGAAUGUCGGAGGUGGGAAGAGAAGCUUGUCACGAUGCAGGAGAUUUUAGACGGCUGGUUAAAGUGCCAGUCAACUUGGCUUUAUCUGGAACCGAUCUUCAGUUCUGAGGACAUUAUUGCUCAGAUGCCAGAGGAAGGCAGGAAGUUUGGCAUCGUGGACACCUACUGGAAGGACAUCAUGGUGCAAGCAGUGAAAGACACCAGAGUACUGGUAGCAACGGAACAACCAAGGAUGUUAGACAAACUGACCGAAGCAAAUAUGCUUUUGGAAGAUAUCCAGAAGGGUCUGAAUAAUUAUUUGGAAAAGAAAAGGUUGUUUUUCCCAAGAUUCUUCUUCCUUUCCAAUGAUGAGCUGCUGGAGAUCUUAUCCGAAACAAAAGAUCCUCUGCGAGUGCAGCCGCAUUUGAAGAAGUGCUUCGAGGGAAUUGCUAAACUAGAGUUUACAGAGGACUUGGAGAUUAUAGGCAUGAUCAGUUCCGAGAAGGAAGUAGUUCCUUUUAUAAAGAAAAUCUUCCCAGCACUUGCUAAAGGCAUGGUUGAGAAAUGGCUUCUGCAAGUAGAAGAAAUGAUGUUAGCCAGUAUCAGACAAGUGAUAGAAUUCAGCAUUGGAGGAUAUGAUCUGGUCCCCCGAAAUAAGUGGGUGCUACAGUGGCCUGGCCAAAUAGUCAUCUGUGUAUCUUCAAUCUUCUGGACAAAGGAAGUAUCAGAAGCCAUACAAGAGAGAACUUUACCGCUAUUUUUGGAGAAGAGCAACAAACAGAUUGGAGAAAUUGUGGAACUGGUGAGAGGCAAGCUGUCAGGAGGAGCCCGGCUGACUCUGGGAGCUCUCACUGUCAUUGACGUGCAUGCUCGUGAUGUAGUUGCGAAAUUGGCGGAGGAUGAAAUUUCAGAUCUGAACGAUUUCCAGUGGAUUUCGCAGCUGAGAUAUUACUGGGAAGACAGCCAAGUGAUGGUCCGAAUGAUUACAACUGAAGCCAGAUAUGGCUAUGAAUACCUGGGCAAUUCUUUGCGAUUGGUGAUUACUCCACUGACAGACCGAUGCUACAGAACAUUGAUGGGAGCUUUGAAGUUAAACCUGGGAGGUGCUCCCGAAGGACCUGCAGGGACUGGCAAGACGGAGACCACCAAGGAUCUAGCAAAAGCCCUGGCGAAACAGUGUGUCGUCUUCAAUUGCUCUGAUGGUCUUGAUUACAAAGCCAUGGGGAAGUUCUUCAAAGGACUGGCACAGGCUGGCGCUUGGGCCUGCUUUGAUGAGUUCAACAGGAUUGAGGUUGAAGUACUGUCUGUCGUGGCACAACAGAUCCUCAGUAUCCAGCAGGCUAUUAUUCGAAAGCUCAGAACGUUUCUCUUUGAAGGCACGGAGAUUUCCCUGAAUCCAACCUGUGCGGUAUUCAUCACGAUGAAUCCUGGGUAUGCUGGCCGAGCAGAACUUCCCGAUAACCUGAAGGCUUUAUUUCGCACAGUAGCCAUGAUGGUCCCAGAUUAUGCUUUGAUCGGUGAAAUUUCCCUUUAUUCCAUGGGAUUCCUUGACUCAAGAAGUCUUGCCCAGAAAAUUGUUGCUACCUACCGCCUUUGCUCUGAGCAGUUAUCAUCGCAACAUCACUAUGACUAUGGGAUGCGCGCGGUGAAGUCAGUCCUGACCGCAGCAGGGAACCUAAAACUGAAGUACCCAAGUGAAAAUGAAAGUGUGUUAUUGCUCAGGGCACUGCUGGAUGUUAACUUAGCUAAAUUCUUGGCGCAAGAUGUUCCUCUGUUUCAGGGGAUCAUAUCUGAUUUGUUUCCUGGUGUGGUUCUUCCAAAACCAGAUUAUGAACUCUUCAUCCAAGCACUGAAUGACAAUAUCAAGAAAAUGAAUCUCCAGCCAGUUCCAUGGUUUAUUGGGAAAAUUAUUCAGAUUUAUGAAAUGAUGAUGGUGCGCCAUGGCUACAUGAUCGUUGGAGAGCCUCUGGGAGGCAAAACCAGUGCCUACAAAGUGCUAGCUGCCGGACUUGGGGAUCUGAGCCAAGACAGUUCGACGGAGGAAUCUGCAGUUGAGUACAGAAUUAUUAACCCCAAAGCUAUCACAAUGGGGCAGCUGUAUGGGUGCUUUGACCCCGUGAGCCAUGAAUGGACGGACGGUGUCCUUGCAAACACCUUCAGAGAACAAGCUUCUUCCACAACUGAGGACAGGAAGUGGAUUAUCUUUGAUGGUCCUGUGGACGCCGUUUGGAUAGAAAACAUGAACACCGUGCUGGAUGACAACAAGAAGCUGUGCUUAAUGAGCGGUGAAAUCAUCCAGAUGAGUGCAAAAAUGAGCUUAAUCUUUGAGCCAGAAGAUCUGGAACAGGCAUCGCCAGCAACUGUCAGCAGGUGUGGCAUGAUCUACAUGGAACCUCACCAGUUAGGCUGGAAGCCUCUGAAGGACUCGUAUCUGAACACGUUGCCCCCAACUUUGCAUGAGGAGCACUUAGAACUGGUCGAUGACAUGUUUAUGUGGCUAGUUCAGCCCUCUUUGGAAUUCAUUCGCCAUCACUGCAAAGUCAUCGUCCACACAUCACCCAUGCACCUGGCCUUUACUAUGAUGAGACUGUUCACCUGUUUGCUUGAUGAGAUAAAGAGUACUGGUGAAGACGAAGGGAAAGAGCCCAUGUCCAGUCAGCAGAUCACCCUGUGGCUACAGGGUCUUUUCCUUUUUGCCUUGGUUUGGACCAUUGGUGGCACCAUCAAUGCGGAGGGCAGGAAGAAAUUUGAUCACUUUUACCGAAAUAUUUUGAUGGGCAUAGAUGAUGACAACCCACGUCCGAAAAGCGUGAAGCUAACGAAAACACAUUUGUUUCCAGAAAGAGGGACCGUGUAUGACUUUUAUUUCCAUAAGAUAGCCAGUGGACAGUGGAACAUGUGGACAGAGUAUAUCACAAAGGAAGAGCAAACUAUUUCUGCUGGAACAAAGGUCUCUGAACUUAUAAUUCCAACCAUGGAAACUGCCAGGCAGAGUUUCUUCCUAAAAACCUAUGUGGACCAUGACAUUCCUUUGUUGUUCGUGGGACCCACUGGCACCGGCAAAUCGGCAAUCACCAACAGCUUUCUGAUCCAGCUUCCAAAGACAAAAUACACCCCCAACGUCAUCAAUUUCUCUGCUAGAACCUCAGCAAAUCAGACCCAGGAUAUCAUUAUGUCAAAACUGGACAGGAGAAGAAAAGGACUCUUUGGACCUGCGGUGGGGAAAAUGGCCAUUGUGUUUGUGGAUGACCUGAAUAUGCCCGCCAAGGAGGUGUACGGAGCCCAGCCCCCCAUUGAGCUCCUGCGGCAAUGGAUUGAUCACGGCCACUGGUAUGACAAGAAGGAUACGUCCAGGCUUGACAUUGUCGAUCUCCUGUUUGUCUCCGCAAUGGGACCUCCAGGUGGUGGAAGGAACGAUAUCACAGGGCGCUUCACACGACAUUUGAAUAUCAUUUCCAUCAGUGCUUUUGAUGAUGAAGUGUUGACCAAGAUUUUCACUUCCAUUGUUGACUGGCACUUCAGCAAAGGCUUUGACCCUACGUUUAUGAGACUUGGCAAAAUGCUGGUCCAUGCUACCAUGAAUAUCUACAAGCUGGCUGUGGAAAACUUCCUCCCAACGCCUUCAAAAUCUCACUAUGUCUUUAAUCUCCGCGAUUUCUCCCGGGUGAUCCGAGGAGUGCUGCUGUGUCCACAUACCCAUCUGCAGGAUGGAGAAAAACUGAUCAGACUCUGGAUUCAUGAAGUGUAUCGAGUCUUCUAUGACCGCUUAAUUGACGCAGAGGACAGGAAGGUGUUCUUUGAAAUGGUGAAGGAGACCACCUCUGACUGCUUUAAGCAGAGUGUUGAGAAGGUACUAAGUCAUUUAUCACGGACUGGAAAGAUCAGCGACGAUAACAUCCGAAGUCUGUUCUUUGGGGACUACGCUAAACCAUCCAGCGAUGUAAAAAUCUAUGAUGAAAUCACAAACUUGAAGAAGCUGACCUCCGUCAUGGAAUACUACCUGGAGGAGUUCAACAACAUCAGCAAGGCGCCGAUGUCUCUGGUCAUGUUCAAGUUCGCCAUUGAGCACAUCUCCAGGAUAUGCAGAGUCCUGAAACAAGACAAUGGCCACUUAUUGCUGGUGGGCAUCGGCGGGAGUGGCCGGCAGAGCGUGACCAAACUCGGCACUUUCAUGAAUUCCUACGAGCUUUUCAUGAUUGAAAUCACCAAGUUCUAUACCACCAAUGACUGGAGAGAAGAUGUCAAGAAGGUCAUGCUUCAGUCAGGAGUCGCCAACAAAAGCACUGUGUUCCUAUUCUGCGACAACCAGAUCAAGGACGAAUCAUUUGUGGAGGACAUUAACAUGCUCUUGAACACAGGCGAUGUGCCUAACAUCUUUGCAGCAGACGAGAAGGCUGAGAUUGUUGAGAAAAUGCAGAGUGCAGCAAGAACUGAAGGCAGGAGGAUAGAAGCCACCCCUUUGGCCAUGUACAACUUCUUUAUUGAGCGUGUGAAGAAGAAUCUGCAUAUAGUUUUAGCAAUGAGUCCCAUAGGAGAUGCUUUCCGGAAUCGCUUGCGGAUGUUCCCUUCACUCAUCAACUGCUGUACGAUUGACUGGUUCCAAAGAUGGCCCACAGAUGCUUUGGAAAUGGUAGCAAACAAGUUCUUAGAAGAUGUGAAGCUAGAAGAUGAAAUCAGGAAAUCGGUCGUGUCCAUGUGCAAGUAUUUCCAAGAAAGCGUGCGAGAGCUCUCCGUCAGCUAUUACAAUGUCCUUCGGAGACACAACUAUGUGACGCCAACAUCUUACCUGGAAUUGAUUCUGACCUUUAAGGCUCUGCUAAAUAGCAAGAGGCAUGAAGUGGAUAUGAUGAGGAAUCGAUACCUUGUCGGCCUUCAGAAACUGGAUUUUGCAGCUUCGCAAGUUGCAGUAAUGCAGAAGGAGCUGACAGCUCUCCAGCCGGAAUUGAUCCAAACCUCUGCAGAAACCGAGAAGAUGAUGGUGCAUAUAGAAAAAGAAACGGUUGAAGUGGAUGCCAAGAAAGAGCUGGUAGCUGCCGAUGAAAAGGAGGCCAACGAGGCAGCAGCGGUUGCUCAGGGCAUCAAGGAAGAAUGUGAAGGGGACCUUGCAGAGGCCAUGCCUGCUCUGGAGGCUGCCCUUGCUGCUCUGGAUACCUUGAACCCUUCAGACAUCUCCCUCGUCAAGUCUAUGCAGAACCCUCCAGGGCCUGUCAAGCUUGUCAUGGAGAGCAUUUGUGUCAUGAAAGCAAUCAAGCCGGAGAGAAAACCUGAUCCAAGUGGAAGCGGUAAAAUGAUAGAAGAUUACUGGGGUAGUUCCAAGAAGAUUCUAGGAGAUAUGAAGUUCCUUGAAGGGUUAAAGACUUAUGACAAAGAUAAUAUUCCUCCAGCCGUGAUGAAGAGGAUUAGAGAGAAGUUUAUCAACCACCCAGACUUUCAGCCAGCUGUCAUAAAGAAUGUGUCGUCUGCCUGUGAAGGCUUAUGCAAAUGGGUGAGGGCCAUGGAAGUGUACGACCGAGUUGCAAAGGUGGUGGCCCCCAAACGUGAGCGUCUUAGGGAGGCAGAAGGUUUGCUAGCUAUACAAAUGCAGAAGCUUAAUAAGAAGCGUGCCGAGCUUAAGAACGUGAUUGACCGUCUCCAAGCUCUGAACGAUGAGUUUGAAGAGAUGAACAACCGGAAGAAAGAACUUGAGAACAAUAUUGAUAUCUGCUCUCAGAAGCUGGUACGGGCAGAACAACUGAUCAGUGGGUUAGGAGGAGAGAAGGACAGGUGGACGGAAGCAGCACGCUUGUUGGGAAUCCGAUACACCGAUCUUACUGGGGAUGUCUUACUAUCUUCAGGCACAGUGGCCUAUCUGGGAGCCUUUACAGUGGAUUACCGUCUCGAAUGUCAGCAGAAAUGGCUGGAUUUGUGUAAAGAGAAGGAGAUUCCAUGCUCCAAUGAUUUCAGCCUAAGUAAUACCUUAGGGGAUCCAGUCAAAAUCCGUGCCUGGCAGAUUGCAGGAUUGCCAAUCGAUUCCUUUUCAAUUGAUAAUGGCAUUAUUGUUUCCAACUCAAGACGCUGGGCUUUAAUGAUAGAUCCUCAAGGCCAAGCCAACAAGUGGGUCAAAAACAUGGAAAAAGGCAACAAGCUUUCUGCUAUCAAAUUGUCUGACACAAACUACGUUCGGUCAUUGGAAAACGCCAUCCAGUUCGGAACCCCAGUCUUGCUUGAAAACAUUGGUGAGGAGCUAGAUGCCUUUCUGGAGCCAGUGCUGCUCAAGACCACUUUCAAGCAGCAAGGUGUGGAGUACAUAAGACUAGGGGAAAAUAUUAUAGAGUUCUCAAGAGAUUUCAAGUUCUACAUUACGACUCGCUUAAGGAAUCCUCAUUAUCUUCCCGAAGUGGCAGUGAAGGUUUGCCUGCUCAACUUCAUGAUUACUCCUCUAGGACUUCAGGACCAGCUUCUUGGGAUUGUGGCUGCGAAGGAAAAACCAGAGCUGGAAGAGAAGAAAAACAAACUGAUUGUUGAGAGUGCAGCGAACAAGAAGCAGCUGAAGGAGAUAGAAGAUAAAAUUCUCGAAGUGCUUUCCAAAUCUGAAGGAAAUAUAUUAGAAGAUGAAACAGCCAUCAAAGUUCUCUCUUCUUCCAAGGAGCUGUCUGAAGAAAUCUCCGAAAAGCAGGAAAUUGCCACUGUGACUGAGAUGGAGAUAGAUGCCACUCGUAUGGGCUACAAACCAGUGGCUGUUCAUUCUGCGACGGUUUUCUUCUGUAUUUCUGAUCUGGCAAACAUUGAGCCAAUGUACCAAUAUUCCUUGAUAUGGUUCAUUAACCUCUAUGUCCAGUCUCUUGCAAAUAGUCAGAAGAGUGACGUUUUGGAGGAGAGAAUUGCAAACAUCAUUGACCACUUUACAGUCAGCAUCUACAAUAAUGUCUGUCGAUCCCUGUUUGAAAAGGACAAACUUCUUUUCUCUCUCCUCCUGACUGUAGGGAUAAUGAAAGGGAAAGAUGAGAUAGACGAUGAAGUGUGGCGUUUCUUACUGACGGGAGGCGUUGCUCUUGAUAAUCCCUAUCCCAACCCUGCACCAGAGUGGUUAACUGAGAAGUCAUGGGCUGAGAUAGUGCGUGCAUCUGGUCUGAAAAGCCUGCAUGGGUUAAUGGAUCAUGUUGAAUCCAACCUCAUGGAAUGGAAAAUGAUUUACGACUCUGCCAGACCUCAUGAUGAGGAGUUCCCCGGUGAAUGGAAACUAGCCAUAGGUCUUGAUCGCAUGGUCAUUCUCCGGUGUCUUAGACCAGAUAAAAUUGUUCCGGCAACCCAAGAAUUCAUCACAUAUAAUAUGGGAAGAACUUAUAUUGAACCUCCAACUUUUGACCUUUCAGGAAGUUAUAAUGAUUCAAAUUGCUGUGCACCUCUGAUUUUCAUACUCUCUCCAGGUGCUGACCCUAUGGCAGGACUGCUGAAGUUUGCUGAUGAUCUUGGCAUGGAAAACAUCCAGACUAUUUCCCUUGGACAAGGACAAGGCCCCAUAGCAGCCAAGAUGAUUAAUAAAGGUCUUGUGGAUGGAACGUGGGUCAUAUUACAGAACUGCCAUCUUGCGACCAGCUGGAUGCCUGCUUUGGAGAAGAUCUGUGAAGAAGUCAUCAUUCCUGAGAAUACCCAUGACCAAUUCAGGCUGUGGCUAACCAGCUAUCCAUCGGAAAAGUUUCCUGUUAGCAUUCUACAGAAUGGAAUAAAAAUGACCAACGAGCCACCAAAAGGGGUCAGAGCGAAUCUCCUCCGCUCGUACCUCAACGACCCGAUUUCUGACAUCACAUUCUUUAACAGCUGUGAAAAGAAAGAAAUGUGGCAGAAAUUGCUGUUUGGCCUUUGUUUUUUCCAUGCUCUUGUGCAAGAGAGGAGAAACUUUGGCCCUUUGGGUUGGAAUAUUCCAUACGAAUUCAACGAAUCUGAUCUUAGAAUCAGUAUGCGGCAGAUCCAGAUGUUUCUGAAUGAAUAUGAAGAAAUUCCAUUUGAAGCUUUAACAUAUCUAACAGGAGAAUGUAACUAUGGCGGCAGAGUAACAGAUGACAAGGACAGGCGUCUGCUCCUCUCGCUUCUUUCCAUUGUAUACUGCAAAGAUAUAGAAACUCAGGAGAACUACAGACUCUCCCCUGGGGAUGAAUAUUACAUACCACCAUUUGGGACAUACCAGUCUUACAUAGAUUACCUGAGAAGCCUGCCAAUCACCACCCACCCCGGAGUCUUUGGCCUCCAUGACAAUGCAGACAUCACGAAGGACAACCAAGAAACCAACCUGCUUUUUAAUGGAGUUUUAUUGACUCUGCCCAGACAAGCAGGGGGAGGAGGCAAAUCCCCCCAGGAAACCGUUGAGGAACUGGCCCAGGAUAUCCUGUCCAAGUUGCCAAAAGAUUUUGACCUAGAAAGUGUGAUGGAGAAAUACCCAGUGCUUUAUGCGGAGUCUAUGAAUACAGUUCUUAGACAAGAACUUAUCAGGUUUAACCGGCUGACGGAAGUUGUGAGGAGCAGCCUGAUCAACCUGGGCAAGGCCAUCAAAGGCCAAGUGCUGAUGUCUUCUGAGCUGGAGGAUGUUUUUAACAGCAUGCUUGUGGGCAAAGUGCCGGCUAUGUGGGCAGCCAAAUCCUACCCAUCUCUGAAGCCGCUGGGCAGUUAUGUGUCUGACCUACUCCUGCGACUGGGCUUCUUCCAGGAGUGGAUCAAGCAUGGCCCCCCCAACGUAUUUUGGAUCUCGGGCUUCUACUUUACUCAGUCGUUCCUGACGGGCGUUUCACAGAAUUAUGCUAGAAAAUAUACCAUCCCGAUCGAUCAUAUUGGGUUUGAAUUUGAGGUGAUGAAACAGGAGCACAACAUGGAGGCAAUGCCAGCGGAUGGGGCCUACGUGAAAGGGCUUUUCUUGGAAGGGGCCCGGUGGGACAGGGAGACCAUGCAGAUUGGCGAGUCCUUUCCCAAAAUCCUUUAUGACUCCCUGCCCAUCAUCUGGCUGAAACCGGGAGAGAGUGCCAAAUUUCUGCAUCAAGACAUUUACUUGUGCCCCGUCUACAAGACCAGCGCCAGGAGAGGGGUCCUGUCCACAACGGGACACUCCACCAAUUAUGUCCUUUCCAUCGAGCUUCCUUCGCAGCUUCCCCAGAAACACUGGAUCAACCGGGGCGUGGCAGCACUCUGCCAGCUUGACGACUGAAGGGCUUAUCCACGGCUUUUCCAAUUAAAAGAUUUAUCUUCUGCGA
Hemicordylus capensis (graceful crag lizard) is the source of this 15303-nucleotide messenger RNA. It is a transcript of the gene DNAH3, whose product is annotated as dynein axonemal heavy chain 3. NCBI's taxonomy places the organism in Eukaryota, Metazoa, Chordata, Lepidosauria, Squamata, Cordylidae. The record is from RefSeq and is a predicted model, not a curated record. The transcript is spliced from 62 exons. Gene Ontology annotation, cellular component: dynein complex. The coding region runs from base 3051 to 15257 and encodes 4068 amino acids. Gene Ontology annotation, molecular function: ATP binding; minus-end-directed microtubule motor activity; dynein intermediate chain binding. Gene Ontology annotation, biological process: microtubule-based movement.